UAAUAAUAAGAAGAAAAGCAAAAGAACCGCACAACGCUAAAAAGUAUCUGACAGAUACUUCUCUCCGAAAGGUAGAGAAGGCUCACUGUGAUUUUGGCUGCUGUUGCUGCUGCCCUUCCUUCUGCAUUCUUUUUGCUUGUUUAUUUAUUUUGUGUGUGUUGUUGUUGUUGUUGUUGUUGCUUCACUUGUUGUGUUGCCAGCCAAAAAGUAGCCGCCACAGUCGCCGCGCAGCUGCAUGUAGUAUGCCAUAGAUACAGAUACAGAUACAGCCUGUGCCUGUGCCUGUGUGCCUUGUGCGGAAAACGAAAACCUGUUCGCCCGGGCGUGUUUUCUGUGCUGUGCCUGUAUACGAAAUUAUUCAAAUAAGAAAAUCGUUGUUGUUGUAGUAGUCGUCGUCGUUGCAGUUGUCGCCUCGUUGCCCGCCUCAUUCCUCGUCCUUACCAAAAAAGAAAAAGGAGGAACAAAACAGAACCAAAGACUUAUCGAUAGCCUUUGCGACCAUUUGAAAUCGGCCACCAAAGCCAAAACCAACAAAAAUAAACCCGUUUAGUGAUUCUCUCUCGGGCCACACAAAUGUACAACAACGAUGGCCACAUUGGGCCUGUCAAAAGUUUUCAUACUGGAUAAAUAUUUCACAGAAUUGCAAAAAUUUUGGGAGACGGAGAAGAAGCUGCAGGAUGCUUCAUCAUCCAAUGAGGCAGUGCAUCUGCAGCAGCGCCUUAAGAGUCUUAGCACUGAGCUGGUCACAUUGCGCAAUCGUUUGCAUGUGGGCCAGGGUCAAGGUCAGGUAAAUGGUGGCCAAUCACAUGCGUCGCCAGGUGCAUCUGGUCCAGGCGGUGUUAACUCUGGCCCAAAAGCCACCAAUUUCGACUUGAAUGCAUCCAGUCCGAAUUUAAAUAUUAGUUCUGGAACAGUUGGUGGCCUCUCAGCCAGUGCAUUGCAACAACAUGCCAAUGGCCAACAUACUUUGCCCAAGCCCACUCACAACUUUGGCCAAACUUUGGGGACAAAUUCUGGCAGCCCAGGAGCUGUGGUUCCAGCUCGCAAUACAUCAAUUCCACAUCCUUUGCCACAUCAAUUGAGUGAAAAGAAUUCCUUUCAGACCAGCAAUGGUCAUGGCUUAAACGGAGCCAACAACAAUUCAAGUGCCACAUUGCCACAUGCCGGCAGUUUGGGUAACAUUUUAGCCCACAAUUCUACAUCCAAUCAUGGUCAAGCCAAUAGCCAUACAUUGCCGCUGCGUUCCAGCAAUUCGGGUGUUGGAUUUGGUUCAGUGGCCGCCACUCAACAGUCCAAUCAACAUCAUCAUCAUCAUCACAAUCAUCAUCAUCAUUCCCAACAGCUGCCAUUUAUACCCGUGCCGAAACCAGCUAAUCCCUGCAAUAGCGUCAAGACAUUACCCUUUGGCUUUGGAUUUGCCGACACCAUUCAUCAGAAGCACCAUCAAGAGAUCAGUGUUACCUCCAAAUUGCCCCAGGACAUGCAGGAUCUAAUCCAUUUAACUGGUCCACUCACCGAACAUGCCGUUAUGCGUACACUUCAGGCGCGCUUCAACGAGCAGCGUUACUUUACAAAUGUCGGUGGGAUUCUGCUCUCGAUAAAUCCUUAUCUGGAUGUUGGAAAUCCAUUGACACUCACCUCGACUCGUGCCAUGCCGUUGGCACCACAAUUGCAAAAGAUCGUUCAGGAGGCAGUACGUCAACAGAGUGAGACUGGCUAUCCACAGGCCAUUAUAUUGUCUGGUACAUCGGGAGCUGGAAAGACAGCCAAUGCCAUGUUGAUGCUGCGUCAAUUGUUUGCCAUUGCCGGCGGUGGUCCAGAGACUGAUGCAUUUAAGCACUUGGCAGCCGCUUUUACGGUACUUCGUUCAUUGGGUUCCGCUAAGACCACCACAAAUUCGGAAUCCAGUCGCAUUGGCCAGUUCAUUGAGGUGCAGGUUACCGAUGGUGCUCUUUAUCGUACAAAGAUACAUUGUUACUUUUUGGAUCAAACACGUGUCAUACGUCCUCUGCCGAAGGAGAAGAACUAUCACAUUUUCUAUCAACUUCUGGCUGGCCUGAAUCGAGAAGAGCGUCAGAAAUUACAUUUGGAGGGUUAUUCGCCAGCAAAUCUGCGCUAUUUACGUGGUGAUACUGGCCAAAAUGAAGUGGAGGAUGCUGCUCGUUUUCAGGCCUGGAAAACUUGCCUUGGUAUAUUGGGUAUACCUUUUCUGGAUGUUGUUAGAGUUUUGGCUGCUGUGCUUUUACUGGGAAAUGUUCAAUUCAUCGAUGGUGGGGGUCUGGAAGUGGAUGUCAAAGGUGAAACGGAACUAAAUUCGGUGGCAAGCCUUUUGGGAGUACCGCCAGCAGCUCUUUUCCGGGGACUGACCACGCGCACUCAUAAUGUACGAGGCCAAUUGGUGAAAUCGGUGUGCGGCGAUGGGGAUGCAAAUAUGACCAGAGAUUGCUUGGCCAAGGCUCUCUAUUGCCGCACAGUGGCCACAAUAGUGCGACGAGCGAAUAGCCUAAAACGUCUGGGAUCCACAUUGGGCACUCUCAGUUCGGAUUCGAAUGAGUCGGUGCAUAAUCAGGCGGAUGCGGCCUCACAGCAUGCCUCGACCAUAGGAGGCGGCAAUGCUGGUUCCAAAUCGAUGGCAGCUCUGAAUAAUGCAGUACGACAUGCAACUGAUGGAUUUAUUGGCAUAUUGGAUAUGUUUGGAUUCGAGGAACCCUCACCGCAUGCCCAACUGGAGCAUCUGUGCAUCAAUCUGUGCGCCGAGACAAUGCAACAUUUCUAUAAUACGCAUAUUUUCAAAUCCUCCGUGGAAUCGUGUCGUGAUGAGGGAAUCGUUUGUGACACUGAGGUGGACUAUGUGGACAAUGUGCCGUGCAUAGAUUUGAUUUCCUCCCUGCGUACUGGCCUCCUCAGCAUGCUAGAUGCUGAGUGUUCGGUCCGUGGGACAGCCGAAAGUUAUGUGACUAAGCUAAAGGUUCAGCAUCGUUGCUCCACUCGUUUGGAGACAAAACUCACAGCGGAACCCCACGAUCCACGCAUGUUUCUGAUACGUCACUUUGCCGGCAGAGUGGAAUAUGAUACUACGGACUUUUUGGAUACCAAUCGAGAUGUGGUGCCGGAUGAUUUGGUUGCUGUGUUCUACAAGCACACCUGUAACUUUGGAUUUGCCACUCAUCUGUUUGGCUCUGAACUGAAGGCUCUGUAUGCCCAGCAACAGGCGCCACGAGGACUCAGUUUUCGUAUAUCACCCACCUCGCAUUCGGAUCUGCUGAAUGGCGAUGAGCCAGUGUCCACAUUAACUCAAGAUUUUCACACUCGUCUGGAUAAUCUACUAAGGACUUUGGUUCAUGCCAGGCCGCAUUUUGUACGCUGUAUACGGAGCAAUGGAGCCGAACAGCCAGGAACAUUCGAUCGUGCAACUGUGGUGCGUCAAAUACGAUCCCUGCAGGUACUGGAGACGGUCAACCUAAUGGCGUCGGGAUUUCCACAUCGAAUGCGUUUCAAGCAAUUCAAUGCUCGUUAUCGAAUGUUGGCACCAUUCCGUUUACUUCGUAGGAGUGAGGAUAAAGCUUUGGACGAUUGUCAGCUUAUAUUGCAAUACGCCAUGGAAGAGACACCUGUGUUGGAUGGUUCAGUAACCUUGGCCUGGGCACCGGGAAAACGUCAUGUGUUCCUUAGCGAGGGCAUACGUCAGCAUUUGGAGCAUUUGAGAACUGAGAUACGACACAAGAGUGCCAUUCUAAUGCAGGCCACAUGGCGUGGUUGGUGGUGGCGCAAGAAAAUGGGCACCAACAAGGUGAAACGUUUACGUGGCGCCCAACCUGGUCCAUUGCCUUUGGUGACCAAACCGAAUCACAAUUCCCACAAUACGUCAAGCAAAACUGUCAAUUCCAAUACAAUGGCUGCUUUGGCAGCUGUGGCUGCAGCUGCUCCCAAUGCAGUUCCUCGUCUCUCCGCCAAGUCUACAAAUCUGGGCACAAAUCUAGGUGUAACCAGACCAAGACCACAACCCAUUGCUGGAACUCCUCCACCAGAUCCAAAUGAGAAAUGUGACCAGAAGAUAAUACAACAGACUUGUAGUCUCUUUGGCUUAGAUUUGGAACGUCCACCACCUGUGCCACAAUCGCGAGCCUAUACCAUUUCGGGUAACUCGAAACUUGGCUAUCCACAAAGUCGCAUUAUGAAAAUGAAUUUUCCGGAAGAUGCACCUAGCAGUCCAGCAGCGGCAGCAGCACCAACAACAAUUGUCAACCAAUCGCAAUCCCAGCUGGAGACACAGCAACUGAAGAAGGGUGAAACUGUAACCGUUGUCGGUGCCUCGAGUGGUCGUGGCCAUUUGAUUGUGGAGCACAAAGGUCAAAGUUAUCAUGUACCCUUUCAAUAUAUGGAACUGGUGCCCAUGGGGAGCAAUAACAAUCGCAAUUCCACCUCAGCUUCUGCUAAUGCCAAUGGCCAGACGAAUGGUGUUAAGAUAUAAACAACAUGAGUGAAGACUGUACAUAGUUUCUUUUUUUUCGAUUAGACAUUUAAGUUUCGGUUUUAACUUUAAUGUUUGCUACUAAAAGUAGAUGUAUUUAGAUCGAGGUGCUAAAAGGCUUCGUUCACAUUUUGUAGUAUUAUUUAGUAGGUUGUAUUUAGUUGGUUCAAAUGCAUAAUAAUUCAUCCCUCAAGUGCCAAUCAUAUCAGUUCUUCCAUAAACACAAACAGAUUAUAAAUUAUGUAAUAUAUCUACAUUUUAUUUUAU
Molecule: messenger RNA, 4738 nt
Organism: Drosophila willistoni
Lineage: Eukaryota; Metazoa; Arthropoda; Insecta; Diptera; Drosophilidae
Gene: dachs
Product: unconventional myosin-IXa
Exons: 7
Coding region: 587-4471 (1294 amino acids)
Biological process (GO): actin filament organization; vesicle transport along actin filament
Cellular component (GO): actin cytoskeleton; vesicle; cytoplasm
Molecular function (GO): cytoskeletal motor activity; ATP binding; actin filament binding
Source: RefSeq, a predicted model, not a curated record